Strongylocentrotus purpuratus (purple sea urchin) is the source of this 1050-nucleotide messenger RNA. Its product is annotated as beta-1 adrenergic receptor-like. Bases 1 to 1050 code for a protein of 349 amino acids. Gene Ontology annotation, biological process: G protein-coupled receptor signaling pathway. The transcript has a single exon. The record is from RefSeq and is a predicted model, not a curated record. NCBI's taxonomy places the organism in Eukaryota, Metazoa, Echinodermata, Echinoidea, Camarodonta, Strongylocentrotidae. Gene Ontology annotation, cellular component: membrane. Gene Ontology annotation, molecular function: G protein-coupled receptor activity.
AUGGAUACGCUGAACGACACCCUUAGGUCGACGGGGGAGGAGGAUGACGACGACAAGAGACUUAUCUAUAUUCUUCAUGGCCUGGUCGUCUUCAUUUUCGCCGUCCUGAUCAUAUCCACCAACAUCUUGAACCUCGUCGUCAUCCCUCGCCUACCUGACAUCAACGAAGCCAGUAAAGUCUUCUACAACUGUUUGUCCUCUGCUGAUAUUCUUCUCGGUGUCGUUAUCCUUCCAGCUUUGCCUUCUGCCAUCGUUGGUGAUUGGCCUUUCGGAGAUGUCGUCUGCAAGAUCUUUGGCUUCGGUUUGACGCUAGUCGCCGGUCUAUCCUCCGCUAGUUUGCUGCUCCUCAAUCUGGAUCGCUUCUUCAGUAUAGCCUCUCCCCUCCGCUACAUGGCCAUCAUGGAUCGGCGAAAAGCUGUCAUCAUCGCCACCAGUUCGUGCAUCGUUGAGGCAUUAGUCUUUCUCAUCGUAACAUUCGUGAACCCCCUAGGACCGAGAAUCAUUCAGUACUCCAAACUGGGCAUCUGCAACAUAACUUUCUACGAACCGAGCUUCAUCGCGUACUCGCUCGCGAUCUUCUCACUUUGUGUCUGGUCUCUCAUUCCCAUCCUGGCCAUCAUGUACGCACGGAUCAUUUGCAUAAGCAGGAGACACGUGAGACGUAUUCAGGCCCAGGAACUCACACCUCGAAUCCUCAAAGCAGCCGGGAGCGACGAGCCGGACUUACCGGACGAAAGGCCUCUCGUGGUGAAGAAGAAUGUCAACCACAAAGCGAUACGCAUGACGCUUUUGGUGACGGGUACCUACGUCGCGGCAUGGGCACCCUUCACAAUAUGCAAAAUAUAUCGUUCCAUGGUAACCCACGACGUUUCGAUCAUCAUCAGGGCGUUGGUGUGCUGGCCCCUGCUUCUUAAUCCUCUGUGUAAUGUGAUCAUCUACUCGGUGAUGAAACGUUCUUAUCGGACUUUGGCGCGAAAUCUACUGAAAGGUUGUUUUCGAUGUUCCCUAGCAGAUCUUCGUAACGCAACACCUCGUGACAUUCUCGUCUAG